Molecule: messenger RNA, 1355 nt
Organism: Cladocopium goreaui
Lineage: Eukaryota; Dinophyceae; Suessiales; Symbiodiniaceae
Source: the annotation of a GenBank genome assembly
AUGGCGCCAUGGUCCCGCUGGCCCCAUCUGCUGCUGUUGCUGGGUGUUGGACGUGCCUGGGUGUGGCCCAGCGAAGCGCCAAAAGACAUCCCGUUUGAACGCAGCAGUCUCUUUAGGGAGGUGGAUUUCACGGGGAAGUAUGCCACUUAUGGAGCGGCAGAUACCUGGUUUCCCAGCUGGGGAUCAGAUGGCAAUUUGUACAGUCCAUUUACGGAUGGCAAGGUGCAGGACGUCACAUCUGCGAGCAUUUGUCAUGGCGCAUCGUGCACUUCGACCACUGGAUAUGCCACCAUCAAAGGGGAGGAUCCCUUGAAUUUGACCAUCAGCGACGUUGGUGUGGCGAGCUCAUCCACCUCUCCCUACCACGGACGGUACCCCUGCGGCUCCCUGCACGUGAAUGGCACCUGGUUCUACGGCACCUAUGCCCUGGACAACGAGAAUCACCAGCCGGGUGAUCGGUUAGGCGCCACACGCGGGGGCUACUGCGAAAACUGGUGCAUUCAAGGGCCCUUCAUUGGCUUUCGCUGGAGCAAAGACAACGGCAAGACUUGGAACGAACCCCGGGAGCGUUUGAAAAGUUGGAAUGACACGCUCUUUGGCGAAAGCGCGCCCAAUAAUCACAGCAAAGUGAAGUUUGGAGCGAUUCACGUGGUGGAUCUGGGGAAAGCUCUGCAGUACACCCCAGCCGGAGACCGUGAGAAGAUGAUGUACGUCAUCGGCCACGGUGCCUCCUCGCCCUUCUCCCCUCAGUCCUGGAUGCAGGGUUCGGAGAUCUACUUGGCGCGGGUACGGCCGGAGAUCCAGGCGGUGAAUGACAGGUCCUCCUGGGACUUCUACGGUGCCCAAAGCUGGCACAAGGGCGACGUGGCCAAGGCGGAGCCGUUGAUCUCCUGGGCAAACCGCACCGGAGUGACCACCAUGACCUACAUCGAGACAGUGAAGCGCUACAUUGUUUGCGUGUCCACACCUACCUACAGCCCCUUCACGGAGCAGCAGUUCGACACCUACCUCUUGGAGAGCGAAAACAUCACUGGACCUUUUCGAUACAUUAGUUAUUUGAGAGAGUUUGGACCUCAAGCUUAUUUCGUGAACAUCCCCAGUAAGUUCGUGGGCGACUUCAAUCCAAAGGACGGUUCCUUACGCUUGUUCCUCUCCUACUCUGCCAACUUUGACUGGAAAAAGUCUGCCCCAAAACCUGCUGGAAGUGGAUACCAUUGGGCCUUGCAAGAGGUCAUUUUGAGAGGCUCCCAUCCCAUCCCAUCGACCGUGGUGUGAUCGACAGCUGGACGCUGAUUGGGCGAUCGGAAGGUUUGGCGAAAAUGGCCAUGCUGCUCGGGCCGAUGGCGGAAAAGGAG